CACGAUCUAAAAACUGCUUUUAAGCCCGUUAAUGUUGCUUGCAGUAUUUUGAUGUCAUUACCGUAUUAUCACUCCUUUAAAUGCUCUGUUGUAUUACAACUAGCUCACCUUUAAUUGUGUUGCAGGUUGCCAGAUAUUGGUGAUAUAACUAAUAACGUCGACUUCUCCUUUCGUGCGCUGCGGCCAGCGAGUUAGACUUUUGUUCCGUUUCUCGUCAGAGUUUCUGUCGGUGGCCCGGCUCAUUAAACUGCUGGAUCAUGGACAACGACAAGGAACGCACUAGCCUUCAGGAAUAUUUAUUGUUGUCCCAAAAGCGGAUGGAAUUGCCAGAACAGAGCCAGGCGAUCCACAUCGUCACGGGCAACGAAGCUUGCGAUCUGGAUUCCGCCGUAUCGGCCCUUGUCUACGCUUUCCACUUGUGGAAGACGGACAGUGCAAACAACGAUGCCGUGCUCCCGUUGCUGAAUGUUCCCAGAAAGGAUUAUGUUCUCAAGACGGAAGUGGCGUACGCCCUAACAAAACAAGGCAUCGAACAGUCGAAUUUGAUUUUUGCGGACGAUCUCGAUCCUGUUCGACUGCAUCAGGAACGCAGACUGCAGGUGACCCUGGUGGAUCAUCAUCUGCCGGUGGGAAAAUUUUCUGGCUUGACAGAUGCUGUUAAAGAAGUCAUCGACCACCGCCCCGUGGAGCAAGGAGAUAAGACUGCUUAUUUGAAGGAUAUUUCUUCUACUACGGAAACAGUUGGUUCAUGCUGCACGCUGAUCGCCGAGAAAAUUUUGGCUGCAUCUGAUGCGAAAUCAUUGACACCGGUGACCGCUUAUUUGCUGUACGAAACCAUCAUACUGGACACUGUGAAUUUUUCCAAGGACGCCCAAAAGGCCACGCAGAAGGACGAACAUAUCGCGGAUGAACUGCAGAAGCGGUUACCAACGGCUGCUGUGCGCGAUCAAAUUUUUUCAGAACUCGUGGAUGCAAAAUCCGACAUUUCCUGUCUCAAUACUGAGCAGUUGCUUCGAAAGGACUUGAAAGUUUUGGAUAUCCAGGAGAUAAAAAUCGCAGUCUCAUCGAUUCCAAAGCUUGUCCGCCACUGCUUGAAGGCUGAUGAUGCGCAAGCCGAAAUCGAAACAUUCUGCCGCAAGUACGAUUACACUGGAUUGAUUGUGCUGGGAGUUUCGAUCAAGGAUACCAGUGUGCAGCGCGAUAUGCUUUGUUUUGCACCGGACAUGUCUUACGUAGAUCUUCUCCUGGAUGAUUUGAACAAUGCUGAAGUGAAACUGGGCCUGGAGCGUGAUCCCACCUUUGGUAUACCGGACGGACGUUAUCAGUAUUUCAAACAGGGAAAUGUUAAAGCCUCUCGCAAGCAGAUACUCCCGGUGGUAAAGCAGAUAAUUGAACAGAGGCUGGCGGAUAUGCAUACCACCGGUCUCAUGGAAUCACCGCCGCGACCACCAUCAAGAUGUGGCGUUAUGGAAAACACCGAUGACUUCGGCGAUCAGAACGGAACUGCCUCCACGUUUUUCGCUACGGAACCAAUAUCACCGCAUGGAAUACCGCCGAAGGCUGCAAAACGGUUAGGAGAAAUGCUAACGCCGACGUCCACCCCCAACACAAACGUUACCGACAACGCGGACGGAUGCUACGAAUCUUUGUAUGGCCAAAUCGACUCCGACAGCUCCAUCGAUACAGAAAACACUGAGAACUCGGAAAACGACAUGCUGUCCUUGGAAGAAGCUCUGGCUCUGAAUAAAGAUUCCAUCGAAGUGAGAAAUACUGUGGCUCCGAGCUCUUUUCUGCGUCCACUGAAUAACUUGACCCCGAAUGGUCCAGUCAGUCAUUCACCGUUUCCCGGAUCGGACACAUCCGGAUCCUUGGAUACGCACUGCUUGCCUACACCACGGCAGACUCGGACCCGGCCGCAUAUGCAUUUGGAGCGGGGAGACGUGCUGGACGGUGGUUCGGGCGCUGGUACACCAGUUACACCGGGAACCGGCACGGAACCAGUAAAUGCCGGUGAACGCACCGGUUGGUCAUCGGCAUCAUCAUUAAGCCCGGCGACUCCGAUGGCACAGUGGUCGCAACCUCCACUCGCGAGACCUAAUGUUAGUGCGCCGGAAAUGACCGGAGAAUUUCUGCAUCAUGAUACUCCAAAAGAUUCGGAAAAGGUCACAGAUGAUCAUCCCACGGAGAAUGAAGCUGAUACGGAUAAGGAGAAUUCGGGUGACGUAACCGUGCUAAUGGAUGCUUCAUUUUCCGCGGAUGAUAGCAGUGGUGCUCCAAAAUCAGCCGUUGGAACAUUUCACGUGGUCACCAGUGUAGUGCGUCUGCAAAAUUCCAACAGACCAAGAAUUUCUGAAGUCAUGGAUGUGGAAACGUUUCCGCCAUCGAUCCCGGGUUUAGUUAAUGAAAAAAACGAACGACAAAUCAGAAUGCACAUCACCCUCGGAGAAAUCUGGUGUAGUUGGAGAAGAUGCCGACAUUAAUUCUCUUCGCUUGACAAAUGAAGAAGAACAAAGUCCACCGGUCAAAAAGCGUUUCUUGGAUGAAGUCGACGGAGAGCCUGCAAAGAAAUUCGCGCCACAGGAACGAUCAUAUACUCCGAUAGGUCAUGAAAAUGCGGAACCUUACGAGAGG
Molecule: messenger RNA, 2631 nt
Organism: Paramacrobiotus metropolitanus
Lineage: Eukaryota; Metazoa; Tardigrada; Eutardigrada; Parachela; Macrobiotidae
Exons: 10
Coding region: 258-2480 (740 amino acids)
Cellular component (GO): cytoplasm
Molecular function (GO): exopolyphosphatase activity
Source: RefSeq, a predicted model, not a curated record